Molecule: messenger RNA, 7647 nt
Organism: Anopheles moucheti
Lineage: Eukaryota; Metazoa; Arthropoda; Insecta; Diptera; Culicidae
Exons: 15
Coding region: 1-6348 (2115 amino acids)
Biological process (GO): positive regulation of hippo signaling
Cellular component (GO): cytoplasmic side of apical plasma membrane; cytoskeleton
Molecular function (GO): protein binding
Source: RefSeq, a predicted model, not a curated record
AUGUAUACACAGCCAUCGUCUCUGUUGGUGUGGUCAUCGUUAGUGUCAUCGUCGUCGUUAUCGUCGUCACCGUCGAAGGGGAAAGACCAGACUGUGGGCGGAUCAGCACAGCAGCAUUUAUACCAGAAUCAACACUAUCAAGCCUCUACGGAGCCAUCAGCAACAACACCAACGGCCGGAGCAUCAACAUCUGUCACACUGCUCUCGGUCACCUACGCAACCGGUUCGGCCACAUCAGCAACAACGGUGUCCUUUGCAACUGGCAAUAGGACGCUGGUGCAAGGUGAACAGUCAAUUGAAACGAUCGAAACACUACCGUCUGCAGACGGUGCGAAGGUUGCAAACAGCAUGUCAACAACUGUUACGAAUAACAACAACAACAACAACAACCACAACAACCACACUAACAACAACAUUAUACCGACCGAGUGUGAUAGUAGUGAUUCCGCAACCGGUCCGGAACGGGUGGAAGCGAGGGAAGCGGCACCAAUACAGGGCGACAUGCCACAGGCUGCGACGGAGCUGGCGGCGGUUGCGGAGACGAACGCCGACACAGCAACCGGUAGCUCGCAGUCAGCAACAUCACCAGCAGCAGCAACAACAACAGCACCACCACCAACGUAUGGUGCCUACACUAACAAUACUUUACCGCGGGGGCCUUAUCUUCAGUAUAAGUAUAAAAACAUUAGUAGUGUUCCGUGCAACCAGGACAAUAACGAACAUCAACAACCGCAAACGCAGCAGCUUAUACUACACCAGCAUCAUCAUCAACAACUGGCUCAGCAGCAUCAUCCGCAUGCAGCCGCACACCAGCAAACGCAACCGUAUCGGCAACAGCACCAUCACCAUCGCACCCACAACAACCACCAACAACAACAGCUGCAACAGCAGCAACAACAACAACAUCAUCAUCAUCAUCCGCAACAGCAUCAACAACAUCACCGUCAGCCGUUGCGCAGCAGUGACGUGCUGGACAUGAUUUCACGAUUUAAACGCACCCACCCGACCAGUGAAGCGGAUCAGCAACAGGGUGAGGGAGAAGGGUUAGAUGGGGCAAUGGGACGCUCAGAGGACUAUCAACGUGCGAUGCACCGUCAUCAGCAGUCGAUGGCAAACAAAGACGACCACGGAUGGGACAACGGGAUAAGCGAACCGAACCAACGCCAUCCGGUUGCUGACAGUGGAUUUCAUCAACAGCAAUGGCGCCAGUCACAGCACCUCGAAGCGGAUGGCAAUGGUGGUGGUGUUUACGCAGGCAAGGGAAGAAACAACCACCAGCGUCAUUCCAGCAACGUAACGCAGCAACAUCUACCGUACAAGGAUAGUGCAACAACCGUUGCGCAACAGCAGCGCCAUCACUACCACCAUCAACACCACUAUCAACACCCAUCAACAACGGCAACAGUCGGCCAUCAACCGUCGUCGGACGGUGGUGGGGUCGAUUACUUUCGCCCAACAACACCGGCCAUCGGUAGUGCCGUAUCGCUCACGAACGUGAUCGGCUUGAAGCGGCCCAGCCAAGCGGAAGGAUGGGCUCUGCUCUGUCAGUCGGUGCAAGCGCUGCAGGACCUUUUUCUUGGAGAAACACCAUCAAUCAGCAAAGUUCGACCGUUGAUAACGCCUGCCAGUCUGCAGAUCAGUUCGCGGGGUCGUGUCGUCUUUAGCAUCGUCCCAGCGACAGGUGGACAGCAUCAAUCGCAGCAGCACCAAACGCAUGAGUCGUCCGCGGGCCAGGAAACGCCGGACGCGACCGAGGAACCGUUCCUAUCGCCCGAGUACAUUAAUUCGCUCGGCAAAACCAUCCAGUUCAGUGAGUCUGACGUCGAAAAGAUGUGGAUCUACUCGCUCGGUGUGACGCUGCAGCGCACUGUAUCAUCGUUUGCCGUCAACCACCAGCAGCACCGGCAGCAGCAACAGCAGCAGGAGUACGAUGGUGCCCAUCAUCUGCUGACCGAGGACGCACUGACACCGCUCGAUCACGUCGUGCUGGCGAUGUGCGAAGCGAACCUAUACCAACGCGCCAGCCUGAUGUUUCUGCUCGAUAUCAUAUCGGACUACUGCAAGAACCAUCACCUUUACAAACCGUUCUCCCAUAUGCUGAUCGACCUGUUCCGUGAGGUUGUCUCAUCAGCGGAACCACAACAGCAUCGUCCAUCGCCCAUCGGGCAACCUCCGGAGCUGAAAAUCAAGCGUUCGAUCGAGUCGUUCGAAGAGCCGAAAAGCGAUACCGAUUCGGGUCGUUCGUCUGACCAUGGUGAGUUGCUGGAGGUGCACCGGAAGAAGGAACCGACGGGUGUCCGGAUGCAGCUGAACCCACCUGCCCAGCAGCAACAGCAACACAGCUAUGGUCCGAUCGUCUGCGCCGGUGAAGAGUACCGCGAGUACGGCCAAACUACGGCAGCAACGCUGCUAAAGGUAAAACGACCACCAACGGUUAACAAUCCGGCCGAGCAGAGGUUCUGCUCGCUGCCGAGACCACCCUACGACAGGCAUCAGCAGCAACCCGGUACGCUGGUUCCCGAACCGUAUCCGAACUACCAUACCAUCUCCUACACCAAGAGUGUUCCGCGGCCGAGUGACGGCACCGUACAGCAGCCGGACCAGCAGCAACAUCACCACCAGGGUGUUACCGUGCGUCGGAGACAUAACGCGGAACUGCUGGCGGCACGAAGACGGGCCGACUACCGGCGCAACACCAUCGACGUGACGAUGGUGGAGGUAAAGAUGGCGGAAGCGGCAGCAGAACAUCAACAGCGGGCAUUGCAAAACCAGCAACCUGCUGCCUAUCUUACCGGUCCCGGACGACUCAUCCCGUCCAAGUCGAUCAACCAUCUGGCGAGUCUUGGCGGUGGUGGUGGAUGCGAGGCAUCCGCUCCACUCGAUCAGAGCAGCUUUAAUGCUACCUCCAUGCCUAAUCUCGGAAUACCGCUAACGACGACCGUUUCGAUCGCCACCCAGACCGCCCAGUGCAGCAAUCGCAAGCAGCCGGAACUCACCCACACAAACGAUGGUUCCGAACCGGGCACAACCCACAAGGGACCGGAGUUCAUUGUAAAUUCCCACUCAGCACCAAAGUCUAUUGAUCUCACUGACGCAAAGACACAGCAUCGCAGAAUUGUAACGAUUCUACUGCUCAACGGUACCAAAGUGAACGUCACGUGCAAUCCCACGACCACACUCGCCCGCCACAUCUUCGAGGCAAUUCUCCGGCUGGAAGGUUUGGGCGAAAACUUCUUCCUCGGACUCUGCGCCCUCAUCGGUGGUGAUUUUGUCUUUCUGCCGCUUGAUCUUAAGAUCUACAAGGUAGCACCACAAAUAUGGAUCAACACGUCUAAAAAGUCUACGCCGAUGGUGGAGAACGUGGUGUUUAUGUUGUACGUGCGAAUUAAAUUUUUCCUGCCCACGCUACGUGGUGUUAGCUGUGUCGAGUCGCGGCAUCUACUAUAUCUGCAGCUGCGGAAGAGCGUCCUCGAGCGGCAAAUACUAUGCGCGGAGGAUGAUCUGAUCGCGCUCGGUGGGUUAGCGUUACAGUCCGAGAUUGGCAGCUUCAAAGAGCACAUGAAGUACUCCGAAUAUUUCACCAUCUCGCACUACCUGCCGGAGGAGGUGUACCGUAAGAAGCGCGAGCUGGCACGCUAUCUGCGCAAUGCCCACUUCCACAAGCGGGGCCUACACCAGCGGGAAGCGGAACACAACUUCAUCCGGUACGUGCAGGAGCUGAAGGAGUACGGGCUCCACCUGUACAGUGCGUCCUGGGCGACCGGCGAAGGUAUGACGCUGGACGUGUACGUCGCCAUCUCGCUCGCGGGUGUCGCCAUCUUCGAGCGUAACGUGCGCUAUCAGCCACGGGGCAACCAGGAACAGCAGGAAUGUCGCAACGGCAAGAACAGCUUCAUGCGCCAUCUGUACGCAUUUUUCGACUGGCUCGAGAUCGAAAACAUCUGCUUCUCGAAGCACGCGUUCUGCGUGGUGGUGCGCAGAAGCGAAACGCUCGGUUCCAAGAGUGACAAGAAUCUAGUGAAGUACAAGCUGCGCAUGGAUGGCAGAAAAAGCUAUUUUGCUUUCAACCUAGCAUCGGAGCAUCACAAAUUUUACAUGAAGUUGCGCAACUCGUUCAUCUCGAUUAAAACCCUCGCCAGCGAGCUAAAUAUCCCGAUCGAGCAGCAACCAAACGGUGGCAGCACUAUGUCGUCCACGGAUGAGGAUGGCCGCAAGAAGCGAACCGUAAGCGAACUAAUAGACGGUAACCAUCGCCCAUCGCCGGAUCCGGCCGGUUUCGAUGCGAAGAACAUCGAAAAGAUCGACAAACCAUUCAAGACGACCGGGUUGCGGGUGCGCAAUCUGAAGAAAUCCAUGCUCAACGAUAACCGGCUCGCACGCCUACGGCAGCGUUUUCUGCUCAAGCGAUCGAAAUCAACCGUCGAGCCGGGCAGUGCCGGUACGUCCGCGCUGAACCUCACGGUGGAGAUUGCCAACCAGCAGAACCAGAACAAGGAGAAUGAAAACCCGUUCCUGGACGGUGACCAGGAGACGGUGGACGGUGGUGGCGUGGCCAGUGUCUCUUCGCCCGGUGUCGCCGAGCUAACCCAAUCCGGCACGCUGCGGUCGCACCAGUCGGGCGGCAAUUCACCCAAAACCACGCACAGCAUGAACCGCAACAAGGUGAAGAUGGGCACGAAGGUGUUUUCUGCCCAGUUUUUGAACAAAUCGUUCGAUAAUCUUGCGGCCGCUGCGGGUGGUGCCGCUACCCUGCAGGGGUUAACCGGUGCGGUCUCCUUCCAGAACGUGGCAAACAUAAGCCGCAGCAGCAGCGGUUUUCUGCUGCACGAGGACGAUGGUGAGACGGGCGAUGGUGUGCACAACGCUGUACAUCCACCGGCACCGUCGUCACAUCCACUGAUCGAGAGCAGUGUUGAUGAGGUGUUGUCGGUCAAGAGCAGCAUGGGUUCGGUUUACUUCAUGGAAAAGAUCGACGAACAAUCCGUCGGUGGGAGUGCCGAAACGUUACUCUCCCCGAAAGCGUGUGUCAUACAAUCAAGCAUCCGUAGCGAAAGCUGCCAGUUCGAGCUCCCGAUGACGGAUGAAACCAUCUCCGACACGCUGCUGGAGAAGUUUAACAACAUCAGUCAGUGCGGUGGGGCGUCAAACGAUCGCAUCCUCGCGACCGUGCUGAUUGUGAAGGAUGCCGUGCACGGUGCGGACCACGAGUCACUGAUGGUGGCAACCGCGCAGCGGCAGUUUAUCUCCCGCAGCCAAGAAUCCAUCGCCUUCCCAGGCAAAUGGUCACUGACGGCGACCAGCACCACCAAUGACGAGUUUGACGAGCGUUUCCCAUACGCAACGAUGGGUGGUGGUGUGCGGAAAAGAAACCGAGAGCAGACGAAUGCCGCCACCCGGUACACGCUUGGCAUCAGUAUCGUGCAGGGCAACGAUAACAACGUUUACGUGAAGGACCUCGCACCCAACGGACCGGGUGCACGCAAUGGCGUACGAGUGGGCGAUCAGAUCAUCGCAGUUAAUGGGAAAUCCUUGCUCAACCUACCGUACGCCGAGUCGCUGAGCAUACUGCAGCAAACGGGGCGGACCGUUGAGCUGGUACUGUCACAAAUCUUUCAACGUGCCCAACCAUCACUACCGGAAGAGGAACAACAGCAACACCCGCCUCGUCCACCGACCGUGACCAAGUCGAACAGUCUGUACAUUAAGAAUGGUAGUCGCUCAGCCAACACCACACCCCUGCUGGACACGCACCAGCACACCUUACCGCCACCACCACCGACCUACGCGAAGCAUUUGGAGGAUGGUGACCGUGGAGUCAAAGCCUACUCCCAGCAGCACGCGCAUCAACGUAAACAGCAUGCGGAAGGAGUUGGCGAAGGUGCCACUCUCCAGCGGAUGGGAGGCGACAACACCGGGGGCAGUGUGAGCCAACGCUAUACGAAAAACGUUGCCGAUAUUCUGCGGACGCGCAAUCGCAUCGCACUGGCCGAACGGAGCCAACAAUCUACCCAGCAAUAUCAGCAACCACCACCCGCAUACGCUGGCCUCAGUCCCUCGAAAAGCAUGCCCGACUUACCGAAGAUUCUGCAGACGUACGGCAAACAACCACCCACGUUCGGUGGUAUAUUGCUACCGGCAGGCGCGGUUGGCCCGGCCCGGAAUAGCACACGGUUGGGAUCAUCGGUGAAGUUGCCGGGACACCACGGUACAGCAAUGUCCCGCAAGUAUACCGGCCCGACAAAGUAUCCAGUCACACCGGCGAAGGACACGUUCAAAACCACCGUCGGUCCCAUCCGGACGCAGCUCUCCCUCUCGAAUGCGUCCGAGGACGAGCAGGUGUUCAUCUAAUCUUAAACCCAACAGUGCGCAAAUCCAGCUGGAACCGGAAGCAGACAGACCAGAUAGUUAGAUAGAGAAUGAGAGGAUGAGAAGAAGAGCGAGAUAGAGAGAGAGAGAGAGAGUGAGGAAGGGAGGGAGAAAGAAAGCCGAUAGUAUGUCCUUGCCUUACUAUUACAUUGAAUGUUGUAAUUGUUUUGUUGCUGUGUGUUGUGUCCAUCUUUCUUUUACUCUGUUCCCUCCCAUUUUGUUCUCUUCGAACUCGUCCGUGUGCCGCGUGUUGUGUGCGUAUGUGUGUGUGUGUUUGCUUGUAUGUUUUCGUUGACUAGAUAGAGACACAGUGGAUGACGAUAGUGACGACGCGUGAAACGAAACAAACCAAUAUACCAAAAUCCCCUUCCACCAACAAACUGCUCUGCCCUGUAUGUGUUGGCCACACAACGGUCAAGCAAGAAGCUCUAGUGACCUUACCUUUUCCAGAAGACAGUGUUAAUGUCCCCCGCACCACCCCAUUACUAGAGGCCUAGCAGUGGAAAACAAAAAAAAAACACACCCGCACAAGACAAGUAAGAUAGUGCCACUCAAAUGGAGGAGUGUAGCGCAGUUGAAGGCAGUGACUAUGUUUCUGUUUUAGUUUCUGUAACGCUUUUGAGGUUGCAUAUUAGUAGUACUCGUCGUGUCGCAUUGUGUAAGCAGCAUUAGCACCGCAGCACUAGCUCGUUUCGCGUAUCCAUUUGGGCUUUUUACAGACGAUAAGGCUUCUCCUUGUACUGUUGUUGUAGACACCUUCACACAAUCAGGGGGGGGUUUGAUCGGGGCAUUACUGUUCGCAGAGCCGAUAAUAGCACAGAGUUAGACAAUGGACAGCAAAAUAUGACCUAAUAUCAAUGAACAACCCGUAUUGCAGGGUGUCAGUAUUAACAAUAUGAGUGUGCGUGGAGAGGCCUAGAACUUAGACUUACGCAGCACUCAGCAGAUAGGGGGGCGACGUAUAUACGAGAAUACCCGGAGAUGGCUAGUGCUCUGUAGAAAGCCUCAAUAAUGUCUAUCAUCUGUAUGAAUGAUACAUAUUAUAUAUAUAUAACUCUAUAUAUUCCUGUUGCUAGACGCAACCCCUCUUAUUAGUUCUUCCAGCGACCAACCUUUACCCGCUCUCCGUACGUUCGCUCACGCGUAGCUUUAAGACCAGUUGCUUCCUAUUGAAUUUAAUGUAGCACCAGUUAAGUUAAAUCUGUGGAUCUUCCAGUACUUGAAAAAAAACGGAACAAAACAAAUCUAGAUAGAAAAGAGAAAUAAUAUUCAUACGGUUUA